AAAAUUCGUAUUUGGUGGCUUCUUUACUUUGAAUUCGCCUCCUUGUUCAAGCCUGAAGCCAAGUGGUCUUCAUCUUUCCUUUCAUACCGUCGCCGACAUUUUCACCGGUUCUCUGCUCUUUGAUUCUUCCUCUGUAAAAUCCAUUAAAAGGAUGAGUGAUCAAACAGCACAAAACGGCUUGAUUCCUUCACCCACUUCAGAGCCAAGCAAGGCUGCUGCCUCGGCAGAGACGAAACCAAAGAAGAGGAUAUGUUGUGCUUGCCCUGAUACGAAGAAGCUGAGAGAUGAGUGCAUUGUCGAGCAUGGUGAAUCGGCUUGCACUAAAUGGAUCGAGGCUCAUAAAAUGUGUCUCCGAGCAGAAGGUUUCAAUGUCUGAUACUUUUUUUUUUUCUCUUCUUAAUACGUAAUUUGAUGGUGGAUCAAAAGGAAUGAGCAACAUAGAUUGUUCAUCACCCGGGAUGGGUUUAGGGUAUAAAAACAGGAGAUUAAUUCUUCAUGAGAUUAUGUAUGCAUUUGGAUACAAAAUCGCAUUUUGUUGUGAUUGAAAAUAAAAAGAAACCAUCUUUUCAAUUA
Molecule: messenger RNA, 573 nt
Organism: Arabidopsis lyrata subsp. lyrata
Lineage: Eukaryota; Viridiplantae; Streptophyta; Magnoliopsida; Brassicales; Brassicaceae
Product: cytochrome c oxidase copper chaperone 1
Exons: 2
Coding region: 152-376 (74 amino acids)
Cellular component (GO): mitochondrial intermembrane space
Molecular function (GO): copper chaperone activity; copper ion binding
Source: RefSeq, a predicted model, not a curated record